AAUGCUGUUGCUGUAGCUUUGUUGCUCUAAGCUUAUAAACAUGACAAAGGUUUUAUAAGUUGAGGCAAUACCUUAUUAGAUCACCUGCUACAGUGGUGGGGAACAGGACACGGGCAAUUGCACACGUCCAAGGGCUGAGUUUCUCAGAAGGCUGCACAAUUAUUUGGAGACACCAUGUGGAGAUUUUGUACUGUGUGGAUUUUUGCAGGCACAUUGCAGAUACAGGUAAAUGUUAGUGUAUUUGUGGUUUAGUUUUUUAAUAAGUAGCUCGUAGUUUUGAUGUGUGACCUUGUAGCAAUAGUUGGUGUAAUUCUUAUUUCAGAGUUUAAGGAAUUGGGUGCUUGAAAACAGGUUAGCAGCUGUAGGAUCUAUUUAAAUUGCUAUUUGUUUUUGUUUUACUCUACAAAGAUGAUGUCUGCAUAAAGGAAGUGGAGAUUGCAUUACAGAAAGCAAUGUCAGAAAGUAAACCUGUGAAAAUACUUUUCAAAUGUCACUGUUUCCAUGUAAAGCCUGGAGAUAUAUUUUCCUUUGAAGCAUCUGGCUACUGGAAAUCACUGGGGGGGAAAGGAUGCUUUGAAUGCCUUUUUUAAGGAGCCCAUCUCUGUUAUUUUUGUGAAGACAUGAACUUGGUCACUAGUGUGACUUUUGUAUAGUAAACCUGUAAGAUGCAAAUAGAAGUGGACUGCAUUGCAAUGCUUGCAGCUUUAGACGUGACUAAUGCUCAUUAAUACUUAAUAGUAGGAUUUUAUUUUUCCCCUAUUGAAAUCCCCAGUUACCACAGGAUAGAGGAGUGUACAGUUAAGCCAAUUCUGAGUACCCUGGAUAUCUUGCCUUGAAUUUCCAUGCCUUCUUUUAUUCUUUCUGGAUGCAAAGCAAGUGACCUCUCCUCUUGCAGCGCUCCUGCUCCAACAAUAAAAAGAACCUUGGUAUAAAGACUGUUCAUGUAACUGUGAGGAAUGUUUGCAGGUUUGGUGGUUUGUGUAGUACCAGUCUUGGCAUUCACCAGAUUUUGAAUCCAUGUAUUUGAAAUCUCACUUUUUUCCCACCUGAAUUGACCUAACCUCCUGGUCCUUGAGUAUGUCUGUGCUUGGGGUGGAUGUAGGGACUAAACUCACCCCCAAACCUACUCAUCAGGUAUUUUGGUUGUAACUCUCAGGGAGCGUAGCCUGGUCUUGUCUUGGAAUGGUGUUUAAGAAAGAACUAGCGAAGAAACAAAAACCUGAGAGAGGAUUCUCUCCAAUUUGCUGGUGCAUAUUUUUAUAUUAUGUAUUUUUUAUGAUGUAUUGAUUUCCCACUUGAGUGAUUGCAGUUUUCUUGAUCUUUUGGGAACAUGGGGAAAUCUUGUGCAAUUCAUACUGUCUUACAAAAAACUUUCCCAUGGAGAGGCACAGAGUUUAAGUGUAUGUACGUUGUAAUGAAAGCUGAAGAUAAACUCAUUUUAAAUUCAAAGUAGUUUGGGUAGGUGCUCAUUUUUAUUAUUUUGUAAGACAAAACCAAUCCCCCAAACAAAACAAUGCAAAAACAUUUAGAAAUAGAGCCAUAGACUUUUCUUUCAAAAUUUGAGUGCCUUAGUUUUUUUUACAUAGUAUGACAGAAAUAUUGUAAAACAAGGAAAGCAUUUCAUGCUUAAGAAUGGAAGUUUUGUGCAUCUGAGAACUUUUUAUUGGUCAUUACUAAAGAAUUAAAAUGUUGCUGGCCAUAUGCACUGCAGCAGGGAAUUUUCUCUUGGCAGCACUAUACCCUCCAGCCACUUAAAUGCACAGAAUCAUUUUAAUAUAGAACAGAGUAAAUGCUGGAGAUAGCAUCUUUGGUGGACUGGUGACAAAGGUAAUGUUUAUUCUGUGGCUGUUCUGUUUCUCAGGAAGACUGGGGUUAAUUGUAGCUUGGCAAGUAAAAAAAAAAAGUUCCAUAUUGUUUUUCUGCAGUAGAUUCCUGUUGCUAUGCAACAAACAGAAUGUCACUUAGUACAGGAUAUAUUAAAUUGGUAUUCCCAGCACAUAUCUCUGCCCGUUCAUUUUAUACUUUAGCAGGAGGGUAUGGUUCUGGCUUCCUGUAGCACUGGAGUAUGAAGUCUGUAUUUGAGCUGCUAUUCUGGGGCUGCUGGAGCUGCCUGACGUCAGUGCACUUGCAGAGCCUCUCUUUGUUUUCGGAUGGAUGGGACACCUGUGCAACACAAUCAGGCUUCCAAGCAGACAAAAAGGGGUGGUGGUUAUCUGUUAUCUUCCUCGAGUGCUAAAUCCAGCCAGUCGCGGCAUCUGAAUUCUGUGCAUUUGCUCUCAGUGGAUUCUGGAAUAAAUGUUUAGAGCAUGUUUGAGAAAAUUACUCUCUGUGGCUCUGGAACCAGUAAUUAAGUAAUGGACAAAUGACAACAUCUGUGAACAGAGUAUCUGCCAAGCACGAGCUGCUGUAAUGGUCUACGAUGAUGCCAAUAAGAAAUGGGUACCAGCUGGUGGAUCAACUGGAUUCAGCAGAGUUCACAUAUAUCAUCACACAGGCAACAACACAUUCAGAGUAGUGGGCAGGAAGAUUCAGGAUCAUCAGGUGGUAAUAAAUUGUGCCAUUCCAAAAGGGCUGAAGUACAAUCAGGCUACACAGACUUUCCACCAGUGGCGUGAUGCUAGGCAGGUGUAUGGUCUGAAUUUUGGCAGCAAAGAAGAUGCCAAUGUCUUCGCAAGUGCCAUGAUGCAUGCCUUAGAAGUAUUAAAUUCACAGGAAGCUGUGUUUUAUUUAGGUCCUACAUUGCCUCGACAGAAUUCACAGCUUCCCUCUCAAGUACAAAAUGGUCCAUCACAAGAAGAAAUGGAAAUCCAGAGAAGACAGUUGCAAGAGCAACAGAGGCAGAAGGAGCUGGAACGGGAGAGGCUGGAUCGUGAACGAAUGGAACGGGAGAGGCUGGAGAGAGAGAGGCUAGAAAGGGAAAGACUGGAAAGAGAGCGCCUAGAGCAGGAGCAGCUGGAGAGAGAACGGCAAGAAAGGGAACGGCAAGAGCGCCUGGAAAGGGAGAGACAAGAGAAGGAGAGGCAGGACCGGGAGAGACUGGAACGACUUGAACGGGAGAGGCAAGAAAGAGAACGGCAAGAACAGUUGGAAAGGGAACAGUUGGAAUGGGAAAGAGAGAGAAGAAUUUCAAAUGCUGCUCCAUCUUUCGACAACUCCCCGUAUAGCACUCCACUUCCUGAAUACUCCAGUUGCCAGCCUCCUUCAGCACCUCCUCCAUCAUAUGCAAAAGCAGUCUCAGCGCCAAUGGCAGAGGCCACACCGGAGUACGCUGUAGUGACUUCUGCACCACCGACUUCCACUCCCCCUACACCGCCUCUAAGGCACUCUGCAUCACGUUUUGCUACAUCCUUAGGCUCAGCUUUCCACCCCGUUCUCCCCCAUUACGCUACGGUUCCUCGUCCGCUGAACAAAAGUUCUCGGCCCCCUUCUCCUGUCAGUGCGGCGGCGACUUUGCCUCCCAGCACCAAGCCCGCGGCCUGGGCCGCGCCCAGUUUCGCCCCCCUGCCCCCGUCUCCUCCAGUAAUGAUCAGCAGCCCGCCAGGCAAAGCCACAGGCCCGAGACCCGUCCUCCCGGUGUCGGCUUCCAACCCGGCGGCCCAAAUGUCCACGUCUCCCACGGCUCCUAACGGGCUUCCCGAAAACCUGGCUUAUCCGGUUCCUUCACCUUCUACCUCAGGUCCAACGCCGCCUCUGCCACCUCCUCCCCCCCCACUGCCUUCCUUUCCGCCUCUGUCACUCUCUGGACCUCAAGCUUCUCCUUCUCCCAACUCCCCGAAUGCCUCGACUCCCUCAUCCAAGCCUAGUGUUCUCCCUUCUCCCUCUGCAGCUACCCCUGCCUCUGUUGAGAACUCUCUAAACUCUGUGCUGGGAGACUCCUCUGCUUCUGAGCCAGUCUUGCAGGCAGCCUCUCAGCCGGUUGAAGCUCCGACCCAGCAGGGUGCUGUCCAAGGACCACCUGCACCUCCUCCUCCACCUCCCCUGCCCCCUGGCCCAGCUCAGUCUUCAGUAGCAGCCCCACCUCCUCCUGGCCCUCCACCACCUCCUCCACUCCCACCUUCGGGGCCGCCGCCACCACCGCCGCCGCCUCCUCCGCUGCCCAGCCAAGUCCCUCCCGUUCCCCUGCCACCUCCUGCUCCCCCCCUCCCAGCCUCUGGAUUUUCAGCGGGAUUCGUGUCCGAAGAUAAUCGCCCUCUAACUGGACUAGCAGCUGCACUUGCAGGAGCCAAACUUAGGAAAGUCUCACGGUGUGCUCUGAAGGGUGAAGACUCCUCCAGUUCAAGUGGAGGAGGAGGAGGUUCUGCUUCAUCCAAAACAGACGGUGGCCGUGGAAAUGGACCCCUUCCCUUGGGAGGCAGUGGGUUGAUGGAAGAAAUGAGCGCCCUGCUGGCCAGGAGGAGAAGAAUUGCUGAAAAGGGAUCAACAGAACCAGAGCAGAAAGAAGAUAAAGCUGAAGAAUCAGAGUCUUCAUCUUCCAAGGUUUCUUCAACAAGCACACCUGAACUAACAAGAAAGCCUUGGGAAAGGACAAAUACAGUGAAUGGAAGCAAGUCACCUGUUAUUUCCAGACCAAAAUCUACACCAACGGGACAGCCCAGUGCCAACGGAGUACAGUCAGAAGGUCUAGAUUAUGACAGAUUGAAGCAGGACAUUUUAGAUGAAAUGAGGAAGGAGUUAACGAAAUUAAAGGAAGAACUCAUUGAUGCUAUCAGGCAGGAACUCAGCAAGUCCAAUACUGCAUAGAAAGACUCGUACUAAGCCGAUGUGACUCUUUAACUUGAUAUAAAACUGACUACGUUUUGUGAGCUGUUAGAAGAAAACGGAGACAGACAGACACUUGGAAGGAGGGAGAAACAACCUAUUCUGAAAAGCUUCAGACACAUCACUCUGGUGAUAAUGCUAUUCCCCUCCUAGUUUGCAGCUUUUUUCUGACCUUUACAGCAGGGUGGAAAAGACUCUUAAAGUUACUGUAAUGAUUAUGCAGAAAUUCCUACAUCUAUCAGACAAGAUCACAGUGCUUUGAAGUCUACUCAUGUCAAGAUAAAAUUGCACAUGUUUCAGAAUUUGUUGUUAAGACAAAAAAAAAAAACAAAACAAAAAACAGGGAAAAGCUUGGGAAGGCUUUUCAGAGAGGUUUUCUUUAUUAAUGAAGGAGUUAGCAAGUUAUACUGUUGUACUUCAAAUGUAUCUCAGGUUUGUCUUCCUAUCAUAUCUGAUAUUUCCAUGAGUAAUUUAAGAGAUCAGAUGUGUAGAAGUUCGGUUCACGAGACAAGGAACUAUUAGAGAUGUGUGCUUUUAAAGGGCAAUAUUUGUAAGUAAGGGUGACCUAGACGGUGAUGACAUAUCAAGAUUUUGGAAUUUUAUGAUAGGAAGCCUCUCUAGUUAGCCUUCAUGCAAUUUUCUAGGAAAAUUAAAAAAAAAAAAAAAGCAAACACAGUCCAGAGUUUAAAGAUGUAGAUGCCUUCCUACAUUGUUACGAUGCUUUACCAAAUCUAAGACUUCGACAUAAAGCGAAUCAGCAGUCAAAUGUAAAUCAUUAGUAUGUUGUAGAUUUACAGUAGAUUUUGGGGCUUUUUUUAGAUUUAUGCAUGUGGACAUUUUGUAAUGUAACACAACACAGCCAGCUUUUUAAUUAAAAGAAAAAUUGCAUGUCACAGAGUAGCCUUUUCAUUUGUAAGGCUUAAUUUAUGCCCAGGAAGAUGUGGGAAGAGGGAGGGGGAAGGUGACACAUUUUUAUUACUUUCUACACUUUUUCUUCAUCUUACAUGCAUGUGUAAUAAUGAGGAAAACAUGACUUUUAUCAGUAACCAUGUUAAUGGAACCAGGUACUUGAUCCUUUUGUAUCUUUUUUCAGUUUUCUAUUUGAAAUUCAGUAAUAACUUCCAGUGAUGGUUCUGAAACUCCCAGGUGAACCAAACUCAUUUCUCGGUGAGAGAAAAAAUGUUGUAGGCAUCUGACUUACUGAGGAUGCCCCUGUGUGUCUUGUCCUUCACCUUUUCACCAUGACCCUCUGCUUCACUCUUUUCUGAGACUCCCUUUUUUUUUUGGUUGUUUAAUGAAACAGAACAGCAGUAGUUACCUGAGAACGAUCAGGUCACAGUAAAUGGCCCCUUCUCCUCCUAAUUUAUCUACCACCCUCCUUUCCAAAAGAACUCAAAACCAAUAAAAAACUCCCACAGCUCCACAUGAGACAAACACUGAAAAAUAGCAAUGAUGUGCUAUUGGUUUUGCUCAACAAUUUCAGCAACAUUUUUAGGGGAGGUGAUACCUCUCUUUCCCAGGGUUUUCAAUCUUAUGAGUGUAAGUUUUUUUAAGUUUGUGUUUUAAUAUGGUAAAGUUCAGUGGAAUAAAAAUUCUGCAAAUUGGCUUUGUAGUGCUUUGGACAAAGAAUAUGGAUCAAAAUCUUCCCUUUUCCCUUGCACUGUCCAUUUUUCGAAGCCAUGUUUGCUUUGGGAUCUGUGCCAAUCCAGAGGAAAAGUUUACCUACAACUUGUGGAGAGAUUUGCUUACAAGUACAGGCAGCUCCAUUUGUGGCACAGAUGCUUUCAAUAGCAGACUGAACACCAAAGCAAAACAGCACUUAACAGCUUCAGAAAGGCUUCAAUAGGAAAUCUUUUUCCCAUUUAAAUGUUGUCUGAUCUUACAGGUUCAGAUUCUAAGGGAAGACAACAGUGGAAAUACUGCCUAACUCCAUUUAUUAAUUUUUUUUAAUAAAGAGGAGAAACAAUAUCACCUUUCUGCAUGCAUUUAUUGAAGGCAUUAAAAAGAAAAAAUCCAUAGUAAGCUUGUCAAGUACUGUUUUUCUCAAAACAAGAGGAGGCAUUUUCAUCUUUGUUGAUGUAGCUUUUUGUUUUACACAGACUUUUUGAGCAGUAAGGAUGUUUACCCUUGUCAGAAAUCACGUUUGAUUCGUUUCUAGGAGGGUUCAGGAGUUACCUAGUGGAAUAGCAUGGAUGGCUAUAAGUGGUUCAAAAUUAAAGGCUGAACUUCUAGAUUGUGCAAGGAACUGGCUUAUGCACUAAACGUUUUGUGCCUUGGUCUACAAUUAACAUGAUUUCUGUUUAAAAGAAAAAGGAACAGAUGUUGUCUUUUUGUGCUGCUUCUACAUACAUACUUUCUGUAAUCCCAACCUGCAGAACUGGUUCUUUCCAGGAAAUCAGAUUGAAUUAAAGAUUACUGUAGACAUUUCCUGACUUACUGACAGUUGCACCAUUUCCAGAGAUUUCAGUAUUGAAAAUGAACUGCAGAAGUUACGAUUAUUUUGCUUACUGGUGACUAAGUUCUUUAAAAACCAUAUUGUGGUGGUUCUGUGCUUUUGUACAAUGGAUGUCUUAAGCUGAGGGCAGUUUAAGGGAUCCUUCCUAAUGCCAGGAGGGCGUUGCUUUCCUCAACACUGUGAUCUGACCUGUGAUAAACCUGCACUACAGACAAGUGGCUACCGAGUCAACCGCAAACCAACUGAAUGUAAAACCCUUAGUGCUGGUGCUGAAAUCUCUUCAGACAGUCAUAAUGAUUUCCAGUUCGUUGUUUUAAAGUUACCAAGUGUCAAUCAAAGACUGAAGCUGUUCACUAAUGAAUGUUGACUUUUCAUGCAUUUAGGUUUACCUUCUUUUUAGUUUCUCAAUUCAUUCUCUGCUAUUUUUAUCAUAUUGUGUCAUUUUAAAUUUCUUACAUGCUAACGUUUUGUUUGAGCGAAUGAAAUAAAAUUGCAAUAUAUACACGUUGCCACCAUUUAUUUCUGGAACCUCAUAGAAGACUCUCUGAGAUUUACUACUCAAAGUCCCCAGAUUUUUAAUGACUUACUCCUUGAUUCCACUUCUCCUUUCUGUUUCUGCAUCAGAAGAUCCAGUAGAGAACAGUGAAGACUUAACCUUAUAAAGAAUGUAACUGCAGGGUCUGUGUACAUUCAUGAACAGUGACUGCUGUACAUAAAUUAAAAUUAAUUUCAAAUGUAUGAUGUGAUUUACAUUCUCACAUGGUAUAUACACACUUUGGUCUCUGUAUCCAUGGAGGGAGAAGGAAAGACUGGGUGGGAAGUAAUUGCAGUCAGUCUGACUUCUUCUCUUGCUGCUUUUAUGUUCAUGACUUAUUUUCAAUACUGGUAAUAAAGCAAACCUACCACAGCAGAUCAUUAGAGGUUUCUGUGCACUAAGGACAGUUUCCUCAAUUUAUCUUACAGCAGAAUACUGAGCAGAGCUGUUCAAAUGUCCUUGACUUGACAUCCUGAAGCUGUACUUUGCUGCUGCUGUUGUUUGGCAAACCUUGGUUCCAGUGCUAAGUUUGGCACCAACCUUAAUAAGUUAUAAAGGUUUGGAGUUUUUUAAAUAAAAUUAUCACUAGAUUCUGAAA
Molecule: messenger RNA, 8346 nt
Organism: Lonchura striata (white-rumped munia)
Lineage: Eukaryota; Metazoa; Chordata; Aves; Passeriformes; Estrildidae
Source: RefSeq, a predicted model, not a curated record